AUCACACUCUCCCCUCUCCCUGGCUGCUGAUGGGUAUUCAAAGUCUCGUUCUCGUCGUGUACUCCACAAAUCGCGCCAUCUACUCUUCAUCUCCCCCACCUACUGCUUCCUGCCGCAACUACUGGCGGUUAUCAUGUCACCAGCGCUUCUCGCUGCCGUCGACUCGACCUCUCACGUCCACUUGAUCAUCGGAUCGAACCCUUUGGCCGGCGCACGGUGUGCGCGCUCGCUCGAGGUGGGCGCGAAGCCGAUCCUGAUCGCCCCAGAAGACGCAACACUGCACUACGGCCUCGUGCAGCGAAUCGAUGACGGCGAGGUACAAUGGCUGCAACGCAGUUUCAAAGAGGACGACCUUACUACCCUUGGGCGCCCGGAAGUAGACGGUGCUGUUGAUGCCGUGUUUGUGACGGCGGGAGGGAAACAGAGUCUAAGUACCCGGAUCUCGAGCUUGUGCCGUCGGCUCAGAAUCCCCAUCAACGUUGCUGAUGCGCCCCAUCUCUGCUCUUUCACCCUCCUGUCCACGCACUCCGACGGUCCCUUGCAAGUCGGCGUAACCACGUCCGGAAAAGGCUGCAAACUUGCAGCAAGAAUACGCCGAGAGAUAGCAGCAUCCCUCCCCCCGCAUCUAGGAGAUGCGGUCGAGCGGUUAGGCGCCAUGCGAAGACGGAUAUGGGAAGAGGAUCAUGCCGCCGAGCUAUCCCAAGAUCUGGAAGCCGAGGAAGAGGACAUUGGCCAGCCCGCCACGUUUAAUAAACUCGUAGCCGCAGAAAGCAUGGAGGCGGCAAGGGGUCGACGUGUGCGAUGGCUUUCGCAGAUCUGCGAGUACUGGCCGCUGCGCCGUCUCGCAGCCAUUUCCGAUGCCGAUGUGGACAUCUUGUUACGGGACUACUCCAGCUUCAAUGCUUCGAAAGCCAACCAUACCGCAGUGGGAGGAAGGAACCGGGCCGGGCGAAUCCUUCUAGUAGGCUCCGGUCCAGGCAAUCCCGGGCUGCUGACCCGUGCAGCGCACAAAGCUAUACUAUCCGCCGACCUUAUACUUGCCGACAAGCUUGUGCCGAGUGCAAUACUGGAUUUGGUUCCUCGGCGCGCAACAGUUCACAUUGCCAGGAAGUUCCCCGGCAACGCCGACAAAGCUCAAGAAGAAUUGCUGGAUAUGGGUCUAAACGGCCUCAAGGCGGGGAAGGUGGUGGUCCGCAUAAAACAGGGCGACCCGUACAUCUAUGGGCGUGGCGGGGAGGAGUACGACUUCUUCCGGUCGCACGGCUAUACUCCGAUCGUCCACCCUGGGAUUACCAGCGCUCUGAGUGCGCCCCUCUUUGCUGCCAUACCCGCAACUCAUCGAAGCGUGGCCGACCAAGUACUCAUUUGUACCGGCACUGGUCGGAAAGGAGCUGCUCCUGAGCCGCCGGAGUAUGUGCCAUCUCGCACCGUGAUUUUCUUGAUGGCUCUUCACCGACUGUCGUCCCUUGUCGAAUCCCUACAUUCAAAGGGAUACCCGUCCAGCACUCCGUGCGCCGUUCUCGAGCGCGCAAGCUGCCCUGAUCAAAGGGUCAUUAGGACCACGUUGGAGAAUGUAUGUGCUGCCCUGGAAGAGGAAGGCAGUCGUCCGCCCGGGUUGCUGGUCCUAGGAGACGCGUGCACUGUUCUUAGCCGCUAUAGCCGCUAUAGCCAGAAGUGGGUUGUUGAAGAAGGCUUCAACGGCUUGGACAGUAUCGGUAUAGACGGUGAAUUGGGUAUAGCGAGAGAUCUCAUAGACUAGCUCUUGGUCAUCUAUAGCGCCGUUGAACCCGAAUCAAUGCUUAAAACCUCU
This is a messenger RNA of Trematosphaeria pertusa, 1810 nucleotides long. RefSeq names its product uroporphyrin-III C-methyltransferas-like protein. Gene Ontology annotation, molecular function: uroporphyrin-III C-methyltransferase activity. The transcript has 2 exons. The record is from RefSeq and is a predicted model, not a curated record. Gene Ontology annotation, biological process: sulfate assimilation; siroheme biosynthetic process. Lineage: Eukaryota; Fungi; Ascomycota; Dothideomycetes; Pleosporales; Trematosphaeriaceae. Bases 134 to 1759 code for a protein of 541 amino acids.